Cornus florida is the source of this 542-nucleotide messenger RNA. RefSeq lists its product as uncharacterized. NCBI's taxonomy places the organism in Eukaryota, Viridiplantae, Streptophyta, Magnoliopsida, Cornales, Cornaceae. The transcript has 2 exons. Bases 52 to 444 code for a protein of 130 amino acids. The record is from RefSeq and is a predicted model, not a curated record.
CAUAUGCUUCUCAAUUUUAUUCACAUCAGAUCGUGUCCCAGUUUGUAAAGAAUGGUCUCGCUUCGUUGUUCUGCCAGUCCUUUCCAAUCUACCCUAGGGUUUCAUCAUCCGAGUUGCAGGGCUGACUUUCCCGCCAUCACCGUCCUUAAGCUUGGGUUCACUAUCCCUCCUACUCCUACCGCUUUGAAUUUCAGGGUCAAGAAUGACAUAAAAUUGCAAUUAAAACGGAGGUUGCUUAGGCCUUCUGCAUCAAACACCAACCCUUCAGAUGGAGACUCUCUCAAAGAAGAACCAGAUGGUGGGAGAAAAACUGGUGAUGCCACCCAAGGCCCUCCAUUCCUUACUAUUUUGGCUGGUUUGUUGGUCUUUUUUGUCAUAUCUUGGGUCAUUGGUUCCAUUGUUAUGUGGCUGAUUGGCCUAAUUGUCCAUCUGCCUCCUAAAUAAGGUUGUGCUUUCAAUGCCAUCUCAAUAUUAAAAAAACUUGUACAAAUUGCUAUUAAUCCUGGCUCAACUUAUUCUAUUGGAUUGCAUACUUUCCUCUU